Messenger RNA from Aspergillus welwitschiae, 1021 nucleotides. RefSeq lists its product as uncharacterized. The coding region runs from base 46 to 912 and encodes 288 amino acids. The transcript has 5 exons. The record is from RefSeq and is a predicted model, not a curated record. NCBI's taxonomy places the organism in Eukaryota, Fungi, Ascomycota, Eurotiomycetes, Eurotiales, Aspergillaceae.
AGUAUCUUCAAGGUAGUCGGAAGGUAUCCCCAAAAACAUUCCAAAAUGGAUUCCACGAAAUAUGUUUUCGGCCGCAAUUAUCGCGCCAGUGUCAGAUUAAAUUACCAACACGCUCUCAUCGCGAGCCUGACCGACCAUCAAUCCUUUCAUCCUUCCAUCCGCCAGCAUAUCACCAGCUCCACUUCAUUUCGCGUGGCGGAUCUGGCUAGUGGCACCGCACUUUGGUCAUCCGAAGUAGCUCGUGAAUAUCCACAAUUCCAAGUCGAUGGCUUCGAUAUCUCCUCCGACCAAUACCCGUCCCCCUCCUGGAGACCCGAGAACCUAAUUCUUCACGAACGGGACAUAUUACAACCUUUCCCGGAAGAAUAUCAUGGAGCGUACGAUAUAGUCAAUGUGCGGUUCUUCAUCACUCUUCUCAAUGAGAAAAACCUAUCCCUUUUUCUGACCAACAUUAACGCCAUAUUGAAACCAGGAGGAUUUCUGCAAUGGCUCGACUUAGACCCUCGUAGCGCAAACGCCGUCGCAUAUCUGGAGGGACAAAAAAGCAACAUCACCACAACAGACCACCCAUACCCACAAACCAGGGCAGUUGCGAAUCUGAUGCGCAAGACCCCUCCAGACGUCGAAAGCUGGCUCACCGACAAUCCUCACGAGAUCCUCCAGCCAUUCAAAUUUGAGCAAGUUGCCUGCGACAGACUCUCCCUGCCGGACAUCUACCGCCCACUCUGGAAUCAGUGUCUUCUACUUGGCUUGGAAGAGUACUGCAGCAAAGUUGAGGAGGAAGCUGGCAUGGAUGCUAGUGCGUCUCAUGCAAUGCGUGAUACACUUAACGGACUAAGCCGGGAAUUCGGCGCUGGAACUAGUAUUGAUGUCCACUGGUUCUAUCAGAUCUCUAGGAAAAUUGAAUCUUGAGCUGUGUAUUUUCAUCUCCUUUUACCUCCUUGGGGAUUAAUGCCAUGCCAGAUCUAUAUCAUAUAUACUUGCCAGAAGAGUAAAAAAGAUAAAGAGAAUAAGUAACGAG